This is a messenger RNA of Ostreobium quekettii, 2955 nucleotides long. Lineage: Eukaryota; Viridiplantae; Chlorophyta; Ulvophyceae; Bryopsidales; Ostreobiaceae. The record is from the annotation of a GenBank genome assembly.
AUGGCGCCUAGCCGGCAGGCAGAGCUUGGCGAGAUCCUCGAAGAUGCCCACGACCACCUCGCGGGAGCUCGGUGCCACGCGAGGACGAUGGAGUUCCUGUUCCAGCAGAUGAAGGGGGCUUGCGGAGCGUGGAGGGGGGCCGAGAAGCUAGCUGGAAAGGGGAAGGGGAAUGUGUGCAUGAGGGAUCAAUGGUCGCGGCUCGAGAGGGGGCUGGAGGCGGGGGACCGGAUGAUACGGCGCCACGCGCGCAGGCUGAGCCUGCGGUCGAUCGUGCGCGCGGCGGACGUUGUGGCGGAAGUCGAGGGAAUCUGCGGGGAGUUGCUGAGCCUCGGGAGCGAGCUGGUGGGGGAUGAGGCCGCCGGGGCGGUUAUACGUACAGUUGUGGAGCCCUGGCGCGCGGCGGAGGACCGGGUGUUUCAGUACCAUUACCUGUCGUACAUUGUGGAGCAGGCGCGGGGGGCGGGGGGCCUUGGGAGGGAGGAUAGGGCGGCCUGGGAGGAGGCCAGGAGCGAGCGCGGGACGCCCAUGGAGGCUGUGCCGCUGCUGGGCGAUGAUGAGGAGCUGGAACUUGGGGAUGAAAUUGUCUCCCGGUGCGGAGGGGUUUGCAGGGUGAGGCGGGGGAGGUGGCACCGGCUGGACGUGGUGGUGAAGGACUACAAUGACGAGCAGGGGCUGGGGCUGAGCCACGAGGCGCUGGCGGCGCUGUUCACGGACCUGGAGAUCCAGCGGUCGAUGGACCUGUCGCGCGUGGUGGGCGUGCUCGCGGCGCGGCGCAGCGGGGUGGUCGUCAUGGAGAUGGCGCGCUGCGGCCUGGACGAGCUGGUUGCCGAGCAGCCGGAUCUGAGCCUCGCCGAGCGUGGCCGCCUGCUGCUGGGCGCCGCAUCCGCCCUGGAUCACAUGCACGCGCGGGGCGUGGCGCACCGCAACGUCAAGUCCAGCAACUUCCUCGUCUUUGGGACAUCCGUUGCCGACUUUGUGGUCAAGGCGUCGGACAUGGGGCUCACGGCGCCCAAGGCGGAGCUGCGCUUCCGCAGGACCGGCCAGCCGUUCGAGACGUGCGCCUGGGCGGCGCCGGAGGUGCGCGGCGGCGGGCCGCCGGGGACCAGGAGCGACGUCUUCGGCUUCGGCGUGGUGAUGUUCGAGGUGAUCUCCCGGGCACCGCCCUACGCGGGGGCAGGAUCGGAGAACGAGGUGUUGGCGAUGAAGAAGCGCGGGGCGGACCCGUGCACGCUGCCGCCGGAGUGCCCGGGCCGCCUAGGGGAGGUCAUGCGCCGGUGCCUGGCUCGCGAUCCGGCGCAGAGGCCGAUCAUGAAGGAGGUGAUGGUGGAGCUGAAGCGCCUGAGCAUGAAGCAGGCAUCGACGCCGGCAGCAUCCAAGCGUGCGAGCCGCUUUCAGUUGAAACAGCAGGAGCUGCGCCGCGACAGCGCAACGUCGGACUCCAUUGGCUCGGCAGCGUCGUCGAUGAUUCACGCUGGGCGGUCCAUGUGGUCGCAGGGAUCGGACACAGAGUUUUUCAUGAGCGCUGUGGAAGAACAUGCGGCCUAUGCAGACGGGUUGAGUCAGGGCUCGUGGCCCCCUCCAAAGUCAGAGGCCUCCCAUGGCUCCUCCACUGAUGUCGAUGAGCUCUGCACCAACAGCGAAAUUCCCCACAGCGAAAUCAACAGAAUCAUCGGCAUGGAUGGCUCUGACGACUUCGGGAAUGGCUGCGAUGGCCAUGGUCCUGAAGAUGAGGUUCGGCAGAGUCCACAGCAACCGCACAUGGAAGAAGAAGACGAUGACUAUGACUGUGACCUGCCUGUUAGUUCCAACAUUCUGUUGGAGUCGGUCGAGAUGGGCGUCAUGCUGUCCAGAGAGGAGUCCUUUGAAGACCAGGAGCCACAGGAGGCCUCCACGGAGUGGACCUCCCUCGCGAAGCAGAUCCUGGUCCGCGUGGCCGCCGCGGGCGGCCGCUCAGCGGCGGCCGCCAUGCGGCUCGUCAGCCGCCGCUGGUGCACGGCCCUCGACGAGGGCGUCACCUCCAUCGAGGUGCCGCAGGCCGCCUACGCCAGCCUGGACCCCGGCUGGGUCCCGCGCCUGGCCAAGUUCCCCAACCUUGCGGGCCUCAAGCUCCCGGCCAUCACCGACCUCGCCGGCGCCGCGGGGGGUGCGGCAUCCGCAUCCUCUUUCCUGCUCUCGCCCUCAGGACUUGCCCCGCUGUCCAAUCUCCUGUCCAUCGACUUCGGCACCUCGGAGAUCGACGACUGGCACCUGGAGAACCUGGAGGGCCUAUCGCGGCUGACGUCGCUGGACAUUGCCCACUCCCGUGUGACGCACGCCGGGCUGCGGUCCCUCUCCGCCUUCUGCGCGCUGGAGGACCUCAACCUGGCGGACACGCUGAUCGGCGACGGUGGCGUGGAGCACAUCGCGCGCCUGACCAGUCUCACGUCGCUCGACUUGGGAUUCUCAAACGUGCGCUACCGCGGCGUCUGCGACCUGUCCUCGCUCACGAAUCUGAGGUCGCUCGGCCUGGGGGGGAUAGAUCUGUGCGGCCGCAGGGUGGCUCCGGUGGCCAAGCUGACCUCCCUCACGUCGCUGAGCCUGGUGCGCGUCUUCACCUUCGACGACUACGGCGCGAAGGUGCUGGCGGCGUCCAACACGGCGCUGGAGUCGCUCAACCUGGCGCUCACCAGGGUCGGCGACGAGGGCGCGGGCGACCUUGCGGGCCUGACGCGCCUCAGGGUGCUGGACCUAAGGGGCACGGGGGUUGGGGACCGCGGGACCGCGGCCCUUAAGGCCCUGAGCCGCUUGCGGUCGCUGCACCUGGGCGACACCGCCGUCGGGGACGGGAGCUUGGGCCACUUGGCGUGCAUGAGCCGCCUAGAAAAGCUCAUAGUCGCGGGGUCGCGCAUGAGCCCGGGGGCCGCGCGGACAGCCCUUCGCAGGCUGCCGAGGCUCAGGCUGCUCGGACUGGGGUAA